Molecule: messenger RNA, 1338 nt
Organism: Cladophialophora carrionii CBS 160.54
Lineage: Eukaryota; Fungi; Ascomycota; Eurotiomycetes; Chaetothyriales; Herpotrichiellaceae
Exons: 2
Coding region: 1-1338 (445 amino acids)
Biological process (GO): protein deneddylation
Cellular component (GO): COP9 signalosome
Molecular function (GO): protein binding; metallopeptidase activity
Source: RefSeq, a predicted model, not a curated record
AUGGCCGAACCUUCCAGCAACCCUCUCAUAUCAUCAAGACCCUCCGAGAGCGGCCUCACCGUGUCUCUGCACCCUCUCGCCCUGCUCACAGUCUCCGAUCAAGUUACAAGACAUUCAGUACGAAAACAAGAAGGGCCUGUUGCUGGCGCACUUCUAGGCCAGCAGAGAGGCAGAGAAAUCACAGUGGAACAUGCCUUCCCCGCAGCGUUGGUGGAAGGACCGGAUGGCCGAUGGCAGUUCAACUACGAGUGGAUGGGGACGAGAAUACAGCAAUAUAAGGACGUCCACAAAGCGCCAGCGCUCGAGUUCGUAGGCUGGUUUGCCCUCUGCCCGUCUGACGGCCCUCUGCCUGAAUUCGUGUCUCUCCAGAAACAAGCCAUCACCUUCUACAGCGACAAUGCGAUCCUGCUCGCCUUGCACCCCGAAGCUAUUGCGGUCGGGGCCCCGACAGGCGGCAAAUUGCCCAUCACCGUCUACGAGAGUGUCAUCGACGCUGAACCAAAAGAUGAAGGCUCAAUGCAAGUGGACGGCCAUGAGACAUCGGUCAUCAAGUUUCGCCCACUACCCUACUCGAUCGACACGGACGAGACGGAGAUGAUUGCGAUAGACUACAUCGCAAAAGGCGCCGGUAGCGCGGCGGCCAUCGACGACACACCCAUAGCGGUCCAGCCAAGCGAGGCUCUUCCGGCGGACAAGAAGGGCAAGAAGCGCGCAGACCCAAGCCCCGAGGCCGUGGAGACAAAGCCGACCAACGGCGUCGAGGAACCACUCAAGACACUGACAGCGGAAGAAGAAGACCAAAUCGCCGGGAUAACGACGCGGCUCAACAGCGUCAAGAUGCUGCAGUCCCGCCUCGCUCUCAUCCAAACAUUCGUGCAGUCUCUCCCCCCAUCAUGCCUCUCAAGCCCGCCGUCCUCGGACUCCGCCUUCCCAGACCCAGCUCACCUCCCUCACCUGCGCAACAUCCAAGCCCUCCUCACGCGACUCGCCCUUCUCACGCCCCCAAGCGAUGGCUCGUCCACCUCUGCGAAAAAAGCACUCGCAUCGGCCUCCCUUUCGCAAUCCAACGACGUCUCCCUCGCCUCCAUACUGUCCCUUCUCGGCCAAGACAUCCAAUCGCUCAGUGAACUGGGCCGCAAAUUCUCCACGGUGGAAUCCAACAAAACCGGUACAAAAGGCAAGCACUCACAGCAGCCAGGCGCCGGGGCGAAAGGCACAGCAGGCGUUGGAGGCGGAAUGGGCAGUGCCGGAGGUGGCUUCUCGGGCUUGGGUAACGGUGAUGGUGGAUUUGGCGGGGCUGGAUCCCAGGCCUUGAAUACCGUCGGCCCGCUGAUGUAA